AAUAUUAAUUCUUGAAAACAAUAGAUAAGUUCAACGUCGAAAGGGAAAACGGUUUUUGAAAUUGAGAACAGUAGCGAAGCUGCUCGUGUAAAUAAGUAGCUUACUGCGGAUAAAUUGCCUCAAAAUGAAGCGAAUGUUUACGCUGAAAAUUCAGUCGCUCGGAUACAUGGAGUUGCAUCAUUUGCUAACCGAUGCAAAUAUAUAUGUGUUGACUCGAUGUUUUACAAUAUCAUUUUUCAGACGAUGAAAACAAAUAUUUCCAGCUCUCUGUUUCCAUUAAUACGAAUAAAUUAGCAAACUAGAUGCAGUAAGAAUUCAAGUAUGCAAAUAACCUCUAACAAGAUGAAUACUUUUACGAUGAUCAACAUCGAUGAUAACAUGACCAGAGAGACCAAAACUAUAUCAACAUUAGAUAGCUACAGAAUGGUCAGCACGACGCAUGGGAAUGAUACUCUGUUUUUCCAAUACCCACCGAUACUCAUGGAUCUUGCUGCUGUGUUACUAAUUCUCUUUGCCAUUGUUGGCAUAGCAGGAAAUUUCAUAUCUAUUCUUGCUCUGUCCAAUUGUAAAAGACUCCGAAAUGCCACAACAGCUUUCAUAGUGAACCUCUGUGUUGCAGACUUCUUAUUUUGCUGCUUUUCCAUUCCCCUCUCCGCUGUGGUGUUCUUAGAACGAGAUUGGAACUACGGUGACAUACUUUGCCAACUGAUACCACUGGUGCGGUACUCCAACGGCGCAGUGUCGUUAUUCAGUGUCAUAGCAAUAGCGAUUAAUCGAUACAUACUAGUAGUUCACCCAUCUUUGUAUCGGGAUAUGUAUAAACCCCGAUGUGUUGCUGUGAUGAUCUUCUUCAUUUGGUUAUGUGCACUGGCGUUAUUGUUCCUUCCUUUGUUAGAAAUCUGGGGAAGAUUUGGAUUUGAUCCAAAGGUUGGCACUUGUAGCAUAUUAAAAAUGAAUGGAAAAUCGCCCAAAACUUUUAUAUAUAUAGCAGCAUUUACUGUUCCAUCGAUUGUGUUUAUUUUUUGUUACGCAAGGAUUUUUUGGGUAGUGCACAAAGCCUCAAAACAAAUACGAAAUGACGUUCGUAAAUCCUCUAUUGAUCCGAAUUCUGUCACAUUUUCAUCCAAAAAAGGCGUAUUUCAUAAAGACUAUAAGCAUUCGGAAAUGCCAGCAAAAGUGAAUACAAGCUAUAAGCCACAAAAAGCUGAGUUGAAGGUUCUGAAAGUCAUGCUUGUUAUUUUCAUCACGUUUCUCGUUUGCUAUUUUCCCGUAUCGUUUGUUAAAAUAUUCAAGAAGGAAUAUGAUUUGCCCGUUUUAAAUGUUAUUGGGUAUAUGGGAGUAUAUUUUUCAAAUAUUAUUAACCCAGUGAUAUACGUGCUUAUUAGCAAAGAAUAUAAAAAAGCAUAUACAGAGCUAUUUUGUAAGAAAUGUGAUGAAAAACUAACAACAAAUACCACAUAAUUGUUCUUAACGCAAAAUGAAAACAAAAUAUUGCAUGAAAAACACAAUGUACCAUUUUUUAUUUCUAUACUAUGUUUUUCUUUUAACCAUACAAUGAAUAUGUCACCGUAAGAGACCGAAAUCGGUGAUUGUCGAUUUUUACUGGUGAGUGUCACUCGCGCAGUUGCUUUAUUAAAUAUCAAAAAUAUUUGCUGGA
Messenger RNA from Parasteatoda tepidariorum (common house spider), 1657 nucleotides. Its product is annotated as G protein-coupled receptor moody. The record is from RefSeq and is a predicted model, not a curated record. Lineage: Eukaryota; Metazoa; Arthropoda; Arachnida; Araneae; Theridiidae. Gene Ontology annotation, molecular function: G protein-coupled receptor activity. Gene Ontology annotation, biological process: G protein-coupled receptor signaling pathway. Gene Ontology annotation, cellular component: membrane.